Messenger RNA from Salpingoeca rosetta, 3235 nucleotides. RefSeq lists its product as uncharacterized. Bases 26 to 2686 code for a protein of 886 amino acids. NCBI's taxonomy places the organism in Eukaryota, Choanoflagellata, Craspedida, Salpingoecidae. The transcript has 17 exons. Gene Ontology annotation, biological process: nuclear-transcribed mRNA catabolic process, nonsense-mediated decay. The record is from RefSeq and is a predicted model, not a curated record.
ACGGAAACUGCCUCAACGAUGCGACAUGGGCUGCUUCCAGCUGCCACUGACAGCGGAAGGCUUGAGAGCUGUCGUUGGCGAUGAAGAUGAUGCGGUGCAAGUGGUGUCCUUCGUCGGACACUCGCGCGAUGGGCACUCGUGUACAGCAGCUCUCAUCAACACCAUCAUUAACAACGACAUCAUGCUGCCAAGCACAACUUCGCCUGUUGUACAGAGUGGAACAUCAUCAGGAGCCUUGGAUGCUUGCAGCACCCCCACCACCAACGUGGAAGCGUUCUAUGACAAGACGAACCGAACCAUCUUCCUUUCCUUGAGCGCCGCGCAGGACCCGGCCGCACUUCUCGCGCUCGCAGACACACUACUGUCAGCCCCGCAGGAGGAGCAUGCGAGGCUGUUGCAGGACAAGGACAGCCACUACCUUCGCGCCAUGUUGUUCUUGUUUCUCGUUUCCACCACUGUUGUCAUGGUGAACGCAUCGCAUGGCCUGGACCCAUCAAGCCUGCAGCUGCUGCGUGCCUUGGAGGCACUCAAGAAAGCCCUGAUGGACCAACACGAUGGCGAUGCGUUUCUCCACAGCGGCCGACUGCCAUCACUGCUGGUCCUCGCUCAGCCGUCCCUCACUGUGCGCCACACCCCGGCCAACCUCAACGGGUUUCACAAGAUGCAUGAGAAGCAGGCGCUGGAGUUGCUGCGCUUGUCGUCGCUGCGGAGUGUGGGCGACCCUGCUGCAACGCAUCCCGCCUUUGAGCGCCUCUUCCGGCGACCAGGACCGAACUUCCUCUUCAUCCAGCCACGCGACGCCCCGCGCCUCGCAGCAAACGCAUCGCGUGUCCUUGACCCCGUCGUGUCGCUGCUGGACCGGUUCAGUCUCCCGCUGCACACCAUCACAGGCAGUGCAUUCACGCUCCAGGGUGCCGGGCCCCACAUGCGCGAUGACGACGGCGCCGCAGAUGAUGAUGAUGAUGAUGACGAUGAUGACGAUGCGUUGGAGGAGAGCGUGCCGCAGCUCGGGGCCAAUCUCCUCGGGCGACUGCUGCAGGGCGUGCAGACAAUAGCAGACACGGACCUCGCCGCCGCGUUCACUGCACAGGCCGUGGACGCGGGCGGGUUGGACGCGCGCGGUGGCAGCACAGGCCUGUAUGCAUCUGCGACGUCGUUUUUGAGCGAAGCAAACCGGCUCUGCGGGUUGCUGUUGGCACGUGGUGUGCAUCACGACGCCUGUGGUGCAGCCAACGCGACUUCAGACGGCGGUGUCAAGGGUGAUGGCCAUCAUCACGCUCAGCCCUCAUCCACCUUGACCACCGGUCCCCAGCUAGCGGCAGACAGCACGCCCGUAGCGUCUCGCGCCAAUGCGAUAUCAAAUGUCUUGUCGACGCACAGCGUUGAGGCGUGCGAGCGCGCGUUGCCACAGGCGCUCAACCAAUAUCACAUCAACCUCCCGCCCGUGUACUCGCGGCACGUACACCGGGAGCACCUGGCCAAGGCCAUCGCGGUGUUUGCCGUGCUGGCACAAGGGCCCCAUGUGCACCGCUUCCUCUCGCUUCUUUCCCAGCAGUGUGAUGAGGUGUGGACGGCAGGCCGUCGCCAGUGCGAGCGCCUCAGCAUGACCCACCACCCGUGCGUGCAUGCGGUGCACAGGACCCCGGCCGAUGCACGCCAGCUUGUUGACCUCGGGUCUGUUGCUGUGCGCGAGCAUGACAGCGGCGUUCGCUUGCGCUGCGCGUGUGUCUGCGGCCGAUCGCAAUCCGACAUUCCAGACGCAUUUCAUAUCAGCGAGAUCAACCGGUUUGCUGUUGAGGCUGCCUGCUGCCGCGCGUGCAUAUCCGCCGUCCUUCCCCUGGAAACACGCGACGCCAAGCAGCACAAACCAGCGCCCUCGCUCUCUUCCUCCUCCUCGUCAUCGCUGAGCAGGCCGCCCCGCCAAGUGCACGCAGCUGAUGCCGCUGCUGUUGAUAUUGGAGACGCAAGUACAAUGCCGUUUGGAACGCCCGAUCAGGGCAUCGCUGCCAUGGACGACGCCCCAAAGCCGCCCGCGUGCUUCUGCGUGUACCGCAUUGGGGACGGCGCGAGCUACGUGCCGCGAUCAGGGCUGGCGGAACAGCAAGGGUUCCUGCCAGGCUGCCAACACCUCCUCCCUUAUGCAAUCUACAGCAGGAAGGGUCGCCAACAACAACAGCAACAGCAGCAGCAGCCGUCAUCCCUCACGCGCCGACAGCGACACCGAGACCGCACGUGCGUGGCCAAGUUGUACAUCGGAUAUGAGUACGAAUCACCCAGUGGCAAGCGGUUCAUUGCCCAUGGACCAGACGCAUGCGUCCGCGUGUCAUCAACGGGAAAUGCAAAGGGUUCGGCGCGCAAGUCACUUGAUUCAGCGAUGCCCAUCUUGAUGCCUGUGCCCAAAUCCCCUCACGAACUGGCGCAGCUUGUGCGUGUGCACAUUGCGAUCCCGGAUAUCCCGGCCAGCGUGCGCGUUCAUCCCGUGGUGCAAGUGAAGCGGAACAUGGCGAUUGCCAUCACCACCGACAGUGUUCUGCUCCACCCGGACGGGCAGUACGUGCUUCAAUUUCCCCGCGUGUUCACGUGGCAUGAGCGACCGGUUCUCCUGCCAUCCACGACUGAGGCGCGGAAGCAUUUUGUUCUGCUUUCAAACAGCAUCACUGUGGACUAUCACGAGCCUGGCUCGUAGCGGCAACCUCCCAAAGGUCACUUGUGAUCCUCUUCCCCACUCGUUGUCGUUUUAUGUGCACAUUCACACAUGUGCAAGCGACACUCGUUUGGUACUUGUGUGCACAAAUGCACACGCUCGCGAGCGCAGCACCAGGAGACAUGUAACACGUGGACACCCAGCAGCAACUCGUCAUGCAGUCGCUUGGCCACAUCAACACGAACACCAGCACAUGUCCUCCUCAGCGCAAACAUCCACCCGUAUUUUUCACCAGCACCCACUCGCUGCCGUGGAAGGAAGAACGCGCGCGCGUGGCACCGUUGUCCGCAUCUGUUGUCACCGAGGCGCAGCGCAUGCCACGCUGUGCCAACUCUCUCGCCCUGUGCAGGCUUUGCUUUGGUUUCGUGACGUGUGUAUCUGUGUCUCGUAGCAUGGGCCUGAACACCACCACGCCUUGGUGUACACUGCUUCUCGUCAGUCUCAACUUCGUUUUGUCAUGUCAUGUCAUGUGUCACGCCACUCAUGUUCCCACGAAUUACACACGUGCGAAAAGCACCCCAACAUUCCGGC